GUCUGCAGUGACGAUGUGGUCCCUCCUUCUCCUCUGCUUCACUUUCAUUGAACCGGUGGUUUUACAAGGAGGAGAGGACAGGCUGAUCCUUCAGGGUGGCACUGGUCCAUGUAAUGGCUACAUUCAGGUUUACCAUGGAAAAAAAUGGGGCUGGGUUGGAAGCACAAGCUGGAGGAAGGAGAAUGAAGAAGUCGUGUGUAAAAGCAUCGGCUGUGGACGACCAGUGGAAUCAGGCCAAAAGUGGCUGCCUCAAGGUAGUUUCAUCUGGUUAAAUGACCUGAAGUGCACAGGCAAAGAGAAAGACCUGUGGAACUGUAAGAGUCCAGGCUGGGGGGGCAGCGACGCUGAGGUCGAACUAGUGAAAACGAUCAACUGUUCAAAUCAGAUCCGUAUCAGUCUGGACAGGUUUAAAUGUUCUGGGUCAGUGCAGUAUGCUACAGAUGGGACCACUCCUGAAGGUUACUUCUGUGGUGACGACUGGGGCUAUGAAGAGAAAAGGGUUGUGUGCAAAAACCUUCGCUGUGGUGAACCCGUGGAGGAUGAAAAGUAUCCAUCAAUGGGCAACGACACAAAUAAAAGCAUGAAACUGGCUAAAUGUGUCGGUAAUGUGACCGACCUGUGGCAGUGUAUAAAAGAGGAGAAACGAUGCCAAAAACCUGCUACUGUCACUUGUUCAGAUCAUGAUUUAAUUCGUUUAAAAGGAGACCGCUCAAAUGUCUGCUCCGGCCGGUUGGAGAUAAAGAAACACAAUACAUGGACCAACAAUAUGAGCAAAGCAAAAAGCAUGGAUCCUAAUGGGUGGUGCAAGAAAAUGUUCUGUGGUGAGUUUGGUUCCAAUGUGACGGACGGCAGCAUUACAACCCUGACAUGCUCAAACAAAGUGAAAACUGUCCUGAGAGACCAAGAUAAAGAGAGCACAUGUUAUGGCUCGGUACAUGUUCAGGUGAACGAUUCCGUUCACUCCGUCUGUGCUUCUGAAGCCCCCUGGACCAGGCAAAAUGCUGAAGCUGUUUGCACAGAACUAGGAUGUGGGCCGCUGGUCAGUACACAAGCAGACCCAAGACGACCUUCAAAGGCAAUAAUGGACUCUGUGAACUGCACAGAAAAUGAUUCCUCUCUGUGGCACUGUAAGGCAAAGCGCCACGAUACACCCUUCCAAUGUUCCUCUCAACCCUACGUCAUCUGUUCAGCUAGCAUCAAAGUUGAGCUGAAAGACGGUCCUGGACGAUGCGCUGGGAGAGUGGAGAUUUUCUAUGAGGGCAAAUGGAGUAAAGUGAUGAUCAGAAAGGACACACAGUGGUCAGAUGAGAAUGCAAACACAGUCUGCAAACAAAUGGGCUGUGGAGGUGUACGGUCCAAAACUGAGAAGUUCGGUAAGGCCAAAUCUGGGACAGAAGCCAUGCCCAAGGAUGUGAAGUGCACCCCAGAAAGUAACAUUAUAACCAAGUGUGACCUGCAAGGCACCUACACGAGCUCACGUGAUGACGAGGAGGUGGGACUGGUCUGCGAAGACCACAAGGUGUUUUACCUGGACGGUAACAGUACCUGCUCUGGCCGGGUGGGAGUCCAGCACGGAGACAAACAGUACUGGCUCUCUGGGUCUAGUGAGACAUGGGACAACAAAUCUGCCAACAGCGUGUGUAGACAGAUGUACUGUGGGAGCAUGACCAAUUUCAGCAAAUUUAACGCUCCUACAAAAAACUCUAUUUGGCGUCCUAACCCGUCCUGUAAAUACAACUCCAUUCUUGAUUGCGGGACAAACACUUCCAGCAGUGGAACAGAUAUGAUUGCCUGGGUGGAAUGUUCAGGUGAUAGAACAAUGAGCCUGACCAAUGGAUGUUGGGGGUACGUCAACAUUAGUGUGGAAGGUGUCUAUGGAGGGGUGUGCGCAGACUCCUGGAAUGAGGAAAAGUCUAAGAAACUCUGUCAAGAAUGGGGGUGUGGAAGAGAUGUCCUACGUGCAACCAAACCGAAGAGAGACUUUGAAGUGAAGUUCAAAAGUGUGCACAUGGUAGAAGAGAACGGCAGCCUGUCAAAGUGCAGCUAUGUGAAAAAUGAUGGCAGUUGUGACCCAGCAUAUGUUGUGUGCUCAGGCAGUCUCAAGCCACGACUGAAAUCAAGCGACUACUGUUCUGGAAAAGUGGAAGUGAAUUAUGAAAACCAGUGGCGUCCAGUUUGCGGAGGUGCUCUUAAAGACCCCAAUACACAAAACCUCUUUUGUAGGAUGCAGGGCUGUGGUGAGGCUGUUCAUUCCUUUGACUACGAAAGAAGCGAUAGUAAUGCCAUCUCAACCAUGACAUGUAAAAACCCGACAGAGCACAAUGACUUAAAAGAAUGUAAGGCCUCACUUGAACAGAAGGCCUGCACUUCCACCAGUCUUCAGUGCUCCAAUUCGAAGAAGAUGGCACUGGCGGCAGGUAAUGCCUGUAGCGGUGUUGUGGUUGUUCUCUCGGAGGGGAAACAGGCCCAGGUCUCCUAUCAAGGAUGGUCAGAAGCAGAAGGUCGAAAGCUUUGCAAAGACCUGGACUGUGGACGUUUGGUAAAAGUCGGCCCUAAUGACCCAAUUGCAGGGAGUGAGUUCUGGAGCAAUACCUUCAACUGCACAGGCGUGGAGGAUGAGGAAAACAUCUGGGCUUGUGAAAAGCCAGUGCCACGCAGUAAGAAGGAGCUGCUCUACAUUGAAUGUGAAGGUGAGCCCACAGUCCAGCUGGAAAAAAAAUGUCAUGGUAGCCUAACAAUCGAUGGGAUGGAAGUCUGUGACACUUCCUGGGACACCACAUAUUCAGCCAAAGUUUGUCAGCAACUGAAAUACAGCAAUGCCAUACCUGGUAAAGCCAACAAUUCACCGGCUAUUGGAGGAAAAAACUAUUUCCGCGUCCACUGUGAGGAACAUCAUCACAAAAUAGGCCAGUGUAACAGAUUCAAGGAACCAUGUUCAGGACGCCUGGUGUCUGUUUAUUGUACUAAAAAUGUUAACUUUACAACCGCAGAAAGAUGUGGUGGGCAAAUAGAAGUCCACUAUGACACAGAAUAUGGGGGUAAAGUGUGUUAUGACAAAGAAUUGACCCUGGAAUAUAAAAAACGCUUUUGUGAACAGCUUAAAGGUUGUGGAAAACCAAUAGAUACGCCAGAGGAAACCAAGACAGAGCCCUUCCCUAAGGACAUUAGUGAGUGGACAACAGUACUGAAGUGCCCUGCCGGACAGAAAGACUUUCGAUAUUGCCUCUCCAGAGAGUCUUGCGCUGAUAAAAAACCAGCAAAGAUCUACUGUGACGGUUACAAGCCCCGGGUUAUUAAAAAAAAGGAGCCCUUUAAAGUAAAUGUACUUGCUAUUGUCCUGGGACUGGGACUGUUUCUGAUCCUGGCAAUAGUCAUCUUCAUAUUUGUGCGAGUGUACAUCAGGAAAAACAAGAGUUUCAAGUCCUUCCCGCCGGGAUUUCCACUGAGACAUGAUGUAGAGCGUGACAGUGGUGAGUUUGAGGAGAUACACAGCAAAGAAAUGGAGAACAUGGGAAGUGGUGGAAUCAGAUCAGAGUCUGAGGUUCUUACAGAGAACGAUGCAAGGAGCACUUCUUCAUAUGAUGAUAUUGAUAAAGUCUCUGAGCUUGAGCCCCUGACCUCCCGACCCUCGACCACUGAAGACCCACAUGACAGCGGCGUCCAAGACAACAAGCUUGAGCAAAUUACAAAAGAAGAUGGGGAGACCUAUGAGGUAGACGACCCCCGGGAGAAUUAUGAUGACAUCGAGGCUGAUCUUGAACCCACACAGACUACAGCUGAAGUCCAUGACAGCCCCAGAAAUGCACCUGAAUGCAGCACAAACACACCUCCAGACCUGGUGCUGGGCGAUGAUGACUACCUAGUGCCAGGUCAAGAUGAGUGAGCUGAAGUAGGUU
Messenger RNA from Sphaeramia orbicularis (orbiculate cardinalfish), 3896 nucleotides. RefSeq names its product scavenger receptor cysteine-rich type 1 protein M160-like. Bases 14 to 3883 code for a protein of 1289 amino acids. The record is from RefSeq and is a predicted model, not a curated record. NCBI's taxonomy places the organism in Eukaryota, Metazoa, Chordata, Actinopteri, Kurtiformes, Apogonidae. The transcript has 19 exons. Gene Ontology annotation, cellular component: membrane.